This is a messenger RNA of Sitodiplosis mosellana (orange wheat blossom midge), 3578 nucleotides long. RefSeq lists its product as uncharacterized. The transcript is spliced from 6 exons. The record is from RefSeq and is a predicted model, not a curated record. NCBI's taxonomy places the organism in Eukaryota, Metazoa, Arthropoda, Insecta, Diptera, Cecidomyiidae. Bases 2286 to 3146 code for a protein of 286 amino acids.
AAAAUGUCUACACUCUACAUACAAAGCGCGAAACCCAAAUAUGCGAAAAAUGGCAAUACAUCGAUGUGAGAAAAAGAGAAAAGCUUUUGGGGUACAAAGCUUGCCUUUGUUUGCAAUGCUGGUCGUCGUCGUUGUUGUCCCGUUUCAGUGUGCGAGAGACAGAGAGAUAUGCGCAAAGGGACGAGCGCGCACACGGCACAGGCACAACGAUAUUAAACUUAACCCAUGUCAUGAAAUCGGCCAAUAUCCAAGCACUGACACUCAAUUGCCUAUUGCGCUGUUUUGAUGCCGAUGUUCGUCGACGUCGUCGUCGGUCGUUGGUGUUGCUGUUGCUGUUCUUGUGGUUUUUAUUGUUGUUGUUGACGCUUAACAUGCUCGAAUGUGUCGUGUGCUUUUGCCCAGGUAUAUUACGAUAUAUAGCACAAUCCACACCAUUUCUUCUCACUCUCUCACACUCAAUGAACCUUGCGUUGCAUCUCUCUACCCGAUUCAUCAUCAUCAUCGUAGUCGUCGUCGUUGUCGUUGUCGUUGUCGUCGCACAUCUAUUCAAUACACCGAAAUAUUUGGAAUCGGGUAGCAUAGCUACCACACCACACAUCACACAUAAACAUUGGGAGCGAGUGAGAGCAAACCGAAUUUAUAUACACAUCCAAAUUCGAAUACACGUCGCAGACGAAAAACUUGAUCCAAACGAUUGACUAUCCGUUUUAAAUUACACUUUUUUUUCGAAGUGAAAAGUAGAACAAAAAUAAUGGUGUUUCGACGACGACGAGACGACACAAAACGCCAUUCGCAAUUUAAGAAUUUGAUUCAAGUUUGUUUGUUGUGUUCGGGGUGGUUAUCGUUUUUUCAUCCUUGUUGAAAGUUCGUUGUUGUUUUCUUCUUCUUCUUCUUUCUUUUCUCCACGUUCGGUUGUUGAUUUUCUUGUUUGCAAAUGCGGAAGAGACAAACAUUCAAUAUUUAUGCGAUGCAUUUGAAAUCAACGUGUAGUUUGUGUGUCUCAUGAGCUCGCACAAAAAUCAAUUUUCCAUCAUCAACAGCCAGAGAGCGAGGGAGAGCGAGAGGGAGCGAGAGAGAGAAGAGCUUUUUCAUCCCAUGUUUGUCGUUAUUGUUUACGUUUAUCUGCCAGUCUGCGAAUCAUCUUCAACCUGAGCUGAACAGUGUUGAUCUCUGUGUGCGUGUUUGUGUGUGUUGUGUUUUUUUUUUUCAUUCCUGCUUUGCUUGCGAAGGCGAAUAUUCCGAAAUUUUGGUCUUCGAUUUUGUUUUGAACUCUAGUUGGUUUGUUGUCUUAAAACCAACAAAAAAAUGCUGUUCAACACAAUAAAUAGCCAAUUCUCGUAUAAAUCCAGUUAUACCAGCGUUCACACUAGAAACAUAGAACAUUACUUUUUCGUGAAAUAGUUGAACGAUUACAAAAACAAAACAGAGGGAGAAAAAAAUCAAAAAGGAAACAAUUAAAUUUGAUGUGUUUUUCAUGCAACAACAUCAUUUGUGUUGUAAUAGUUCAAUGGACGGUCAUCGAAUUACACAAUCUGAUUAUAUCUCGCUUCACGACGCUCAUGAUACAAAAAUGUGCAACUUAAAGGAUCCACAACAAAAAAAACAAUAACAAAACAUACGGAAUAUAUUUAAAAAAAAAACGUAAACGAACGAAUUUUUUUUCUCGGUGCUUUCCAAUUGUAUGUGUGAUAAAUAAAAAAAAGCAAAAAUAAUAAACAACAUUUCAAGUGUUCGAAUAAACGACAACAAUAACAGCAAUAAAAAAAAUUGUUGAUUUUUCCGUUGAAAAAAAAACAGUUGUCGAAUUGUUUUAAUUAUCUCUCACUUGAUGAAAUAAUGGAAAUUUUCGCAACAAAAAAGCAGAGCAUUUAAAUCCACCAAAUGAUGUCCAAUUAAUGCGAGAUUAAAAUUAAGCAAGGCGCAAGAAAUUGAUUUUCGAUUGUUUUGCUUCUUUCAUUUGGUCGUCUUCGUCUGCUCUGACGGAAGAAUCGGAAAAUAGAGAGAAUAAACUAUGCAUGGCAUACAUAUAUAUAGACACACUCUGCAUGCCUUUACUCUUCAUAGACAUUCCGUUGAAUAAUUGAAGCAACUCGUUUCGGUCAAGCGAAAAUGAUGAACUCUCCGAUGCAUAAAUAUUAAACGAGUACACAAGAGCACGUCACGAACGCAACACUUGAAACACAUCAAGACAGAGAAACAUUUGAGAAAGAAAAAGAGCGAGAGAGAGAGAGAGAGGAAAAGAGUGACAAAGGAACCGACUCAGUUCUAACAAAAACAAAAUUGGGAUGCAUUUUUGGAUCGAUAAACGAUCACAAGCAUGUGGUUUUGGACGGGCUAGAGCUGGAUUUAUGGCCGCUUCUUUAUCGGGCAGUGGAUACGAUUUUUAUCAUCCACCACGACGGAAUAAAUCAAUGCUAACACCAGUUCACCGAUUUCCAAAUGUCGAUUGCCGCAACGUAAAUCGACCAAACGUUCAUCGACCGAAUGUUCAUCGCUCGAACCAUCAUCAGGAGCAUCACCAGCAUCAUACAUCUCGAGCACAUCAUGAAAUCCAGACACAUGCCGAGGUCAAUACACAACACUCUUACGGUGAACCAGCCGACUAUUCCGUUAUACAGCAAUAUCAAUCACAUUUGCCAAUUGAAUUGGAGCAAGGGACAUUAGGUUUGAAUGCAAUUCGGCCGUCAAACGAGAUUUUGACUGAUGAUCGGGCAACGUUAUCGGUAAAUGUAGCGGAUGCCGUGAAUUCAACCGAUUCUCAAAUACUGCCCAGUCAUUUGAAGUGUGGUAUGUGGGCAUCGUUGGCGUUGGCAACCGUUUUUCUCGCAGCAUUCCAAGGUAGUGGUUUGGAGAUAUUAAUCUUUUGCGCAUUUUCGGCAACAUUUUUCGUGGCAGCGUGUACCGUUAGCUUGUGUCGCCGGCCAAACAACAAUAGCUUCAACUUGAACAUACCCGCACCGCAGCUUAGCGCUGUCACAACAAAUGUAAACGAUAUUGAAAUCGCCCAUCUGGAUCAGCAUGAACCACACGUUCCGAAUGUAAUUGAUCCAAUAGCACCACCUCCGCCAUAUCAUAUCGCCAUUUUGAAUGAUAACCCAAAGAUCGACGACUCCCCACCGCCCUCCUACGACAAACUUAUCAUAUAAACAGAAACAGAAACAUUCGCUUAAACAAAUCUCUUCCGUUCAUCGUUUUAUUGUGCUAUCACUUCCAAUAUAACCCUUGAUCUCUUUAUCAUCAACAAUACGACGCAUAAAAUUAUUUAGGAAAAAAUGAAGAAAAAAAUACGGACAAUUUGAAUAAAUCGUUUGGCACUACUGAUUAGAAAGAAACCAAAAAAUCCAAACUUGUCUACUAUUCUGUCAGUAGAGUUCAAAAUUUGCACAAGAAAAAGGGAAACAUUUUAACAAAAACAAUGUAAAGCAUACACUAAAAAAAACUACCUAAUUUAUUUUUUAAACGUGUGUUUUAUGCAUGCCCAGUUCGGAAAAAUUAUUGGCCAUUUUAGAGCUAAACAACUACUAUGAACUAUGAAUAAAAAAAAAAAAAACAAAAAGAAAAAAUAUUGAAAUCACAAA